AUGCCCAACAAGACCCACGAUUACGGUGACCUUCGCAUUACCCUGACGUCCGAGUUCGACUGGCGCUGGGAUGACACUGGCACUGGCGCGCGUCGUGACGGUGCCUUUUGGCAUCCCAAGCCACAGGACGAUCUGCGCCCUGUUGGGAGCGUUGUCUUCGAAGGCCACCCCAACCCUAAUAACAAUUGGGCCGCCCUUCUGAUCGGCGACAGCCGGCCUCCACACGCGCGCCACAGCCCGGCCGUCCGCUCGCCAGAGCGCUACGAUUGGGUCUGGAGCGACAAGGGCAGUGGCGGCAAGCACGACGUGUCCGUCUGGCGACCCGUGGCCCCGGCUGGCUAUGUUGCGCUGGGCGAUGUGGCCGUCCGGGGCGGCAGCGCGCCAGGCAUCGACGAGAUCUAUUGCGUGCGCGAGGACCUGGUCAGGCCUGCCACCUACGAGGACAAUCCGACCUGGGACGACAAAGGCUCGGGUGGCAAGUGGGAUGCGUCCUUCUGGAGGAUCUAUCCGCGCGCGCCCAGUGCCAGUGACGACAAGGAAUGGAUCCCGGUGGUGGCAGGCUCGUUCCGCUUCAGCGCCGGGUACGGCCAGCCCAGCUACACCCUUGCCCGGGUGCCGCUGCUGCAUCUGCCGCCCAGGCUCAAGGAGUUCUCGAACGAGCCUCCCGCGCUCGCCCCGGAUAGGAUUCCGGAGAACGGCGAAACGUUUAACAAGAUGGAGCAGUCUUCGAUCACGCUGCCUUUUACCUCCUUCUUCGAUCCCAACGAUCGCAUUAGCCUCGACAACAUCCACAACCCCUUCUGCACCGUCACCAAGAACGUCGCAUGGGUCGUGCACGAAAAGGCCACUAACAACACGGCGAGCCCAGCCACGACCAAUAUCACUAUCACGAAGGGCGGGCGCCAGUCAUUCUCGCGAGAGAUGGAACACCAGGCCGGUAUAGAGAUCGAGAAAGAAGCCGGCGUCUUUGGCCUCGGAAAGUUCAAAGUCACCCUCAACUAUCAGUUCAGGUAUUCGGAGACCAGCGCCUCCGAGAUUUACAAAGAGCAAACCAUCCACCAAUCGGUCACUAUCCCCCCUCAUCAUGUCUGCGUCAUUUGGGUCCGACGCGCCGAAUUAUAUGCCCGCCGCUCCGACGGCUCCCAGAUCACCACCCAACUGAACUUCUCCACCAAUGAAGAGUUUGCUAUCUCCGAGGUGCCGAUUAGGGCGUAG
Messenger RNA from Thermochaetoides thermophila DSM 1495, 1215 nucleotides. RefSeq lists its product as uncharacterized. Lineage: Eukaryota; Fungi; Ascomycota; Sordariomycetes; Sordariales; Chaetomiaceae. The record is from RefSeq and is a predicted model, not a curated record. The coding region runs from base 1 to 1215 and encodes 404 amino acids. The transcript is spliced from 2 exons.